Venustampulla echinocandica is the source of this 1413-nucleotide messenger RNA. RefSeq lists its product as uncharacterized. The transcript has a single exon. The record is from RefSeq and is a predicted model, not a curated record. Bases 1 to 1413 code for a protein of 470 amino acids. Lineage: Eukaryota; Fungi; Ascomycota; Leotiomycetes; Helotiales; Pleuroascaceae.
AUGACGCUCACAGCCUCGAAUGCAUUGCUGAGCUUUGGUGGCAUACUUCUGUUAGCUUCAUUACGAGCUGAAGCCGCGUUGUCAGUCACACUCAAUGGUACCCCCUGUUCCGUUGACAAUAUCGUGACUCGAGAUGUUUGUAUCAUAGGGGGAGGGUCCACGGGCACGUAUUCAGCUAUCCGCCUCUCGGAUUUGGGAAAGACAGUCAUGGUUGUUGAAGAAAAAAACCGACUGGGCGGCCAUACUGAAACCUACCACGAUCCUGUUACCGGAACUCCUCACGACUAUUCAGUCGUCGUCUGGCAUGACCUUGACAUCGUCAGGAACUACUUCGCUCGUCUGAACGUGUCGUUGGUGAAAUCAAGCGCUGGUGGUUCAGGAGCCAAACAAUACUUCGACUUUCAGACCGGAAAGCCUCUUCCUAACUAUUCCCCAGGUGACCCUACACCUGGCUUGGCUGCAUAUGCCGCCCAGCUGGCGAAAUAUCCUUAUGUGGAGGAGGGAUUUGACCUUCAUUACCCUGUACCGUCUGACCUAUUGCUUCCUUUUGGGCAGUUCGUCAAAAAGCAUAAUCUUCAGUCCAUGGGGAGUUUGAUCUUCGGGUUUGCUCAAGGGCUGGGAGAUGUGUUCGCACAGCCAACACUUUACGUGAUGAAGAAUUUUGGAUCUGAUAUCCUCAAAAAUAUCAAAACCGGGUUUCUCACUACGGCAGAACAUGACAACAGCCUCCUAUACGAGCACGCUACAGCUGAUCUUGGUCCAAAUGUCCUGCUAAACAGCCAAAUUCUGGCGGUAGACCGGAGUGACCGAGAGGAAGCUAAGGUGCUUGUGAAAACACCAUCGGGGGUCACAUUGGUCAAAUCCCGCAAAUUAGUCUUCACCAUCCCGCCAAAACUGGAGAAUUUAAGGGGUUGGGAUCUGAGCGCGCUUGAACGCUCAUUAUUUCGGCAAUUUUCAAAUUCUGGGUACUACACAGCUAUUCUCCGCAACUCUGGGCUUCCUAGUAACCUCAGUCUUGUGAAUGUCUCACCCCACACCGAGUACAACCAUGCUGCCCUCCCAGGUUUAUACGGCAUUACUCCCACUGGAAUUGAGAACCUUCUCGAUGUAAAGUAUGGGUCUGUCAAUGGAUUACCAGACGAUCAAGUCAAAAAGGAUAUCCUCUCAACAGCAGCGAGACUUCAAGUCCCAGGUCGAACGACCGGCAACCCAGAGUUGGCCGUUUACUCGCGUCAUACACCGUUUGAGUUGACGGUGCCGCCAAAAGCAAUUGCUGGUGGCUUCUAUAAACGGUUAUACGGUCUGCAAGGCCAGAGACAUACAUACUACACUGGAGCAGCAUUCCAUACCCAUGAUUCGUCGUUACUUUGGCAGUUUACCGAGGCAUUGCUGCCUAACAUCACUGCCGUCUAA